AUGGGCAGCAAGCGCAAGACCACCAGUUCCGAAGAUCCCGACAAGUCCUCCUCCCCCUCCACCGCCACCCACCGAGCUCGAAAACGCUUCGUCGGCGUUCGCCAACGCCCCUCCGGCCGCUGGGUCGCUGAAAUAAAAGACACCAUACAAAAAAUCAGAGUUUGGUUAGGAACCUUCGACACUGCCGAAGACGCCGCCCGCGCCUACGAUGAAGCCGCUUGUCUUCUCCGCGGAGCCAACACCCGCACCAACUUCUGGCCUUCCACCACCACCCACGCCCUCCCUUCCCGCAUCACCACCCUCCUCCUCCACCGCCUUAAAUCCAGAUCCCCUGUUUCCGCCAUAGCCGACGAAACCCAAGCUCAAAGUCACGGCCUUUUAACCCCCGCGCCAUUCGAGAACCACCCGCAACCUCAGCCCCUCGUCAAGGAAGAAGAGGAAGAAGAAGAAAGCGGGAAUGACGAGAUACCAUUCGAGUAUUUCUUAAACGAGCCGUGUGACAGCACUGAUGUUGUUUCAGGGGAGGUGGACGAGGAAGGGGAGGAGAAGACGGGCGUUGAUUUAAAUGAGAUGGAUUUCGAUCAGUUCGGAGGGAGUUAUUACUCUCCUUUCGAGAUUGCGGAGGGGAUGGGAGAAGAUGAAUGGAGCGGCGGUGAUGACGGCGCGUCGAUGCUCGGCGCCGCCAUGAGGAGGAUGAAGUAUGAGAGAAAGAUUUCGGCUUCGUUAUAUGCUUUUAAUGGGAUUUCGGAGUGCUUGAAGCUGAAGUUGGGGGGGAGGAUGGGAGGAGGAGGAGGAGGAGGAGGUGAGGCCAUGAGCGAACAGCUUUAUGGUUUGAGCAAGGCGUGUAAGAGACAGAGAGUGGAGGAGAUUGCAGAGAGGUUAGAGGUGAAGAAUGAAGCUUUGGAGAAUGAUUAUUCGACUAUUCUUCAUUCUUCUUCUAAUUCUUCCUCCUCCCCCUCCUAUAGUUCUUACAUGAAGAAGCCGCCGGCGGCGGCUGCUGCUGCGGCGGCGGCGGCGUUGAAUACUGAAGUUGAAUUGUCGAUUUGGAGCUCUCUUGAUCUCUCUCCAAUAUGUGUGGCUUCUAAUGCUGUUAAGCUGUGAUUUAACCGCCCAAAGAUUAAGCUUUUUUUUUUUUU
Phalaenopsis equestris is the source of this 1136-nucleotide messenger RNA. RefSeq names its product ethylene-responsive transcription factor ERF056-like. Bases 1 to 1101 code for a protein of 366 amino acids. Lineage: Eukaryota; Viridiplantae; Streptophyta; Magnoliopsida; Asparagales; Orchidaceae. The transcript has a single exon. Gene Ontology annotation, biological process: regulation of DNA-templated transcription. Gene Ontology annotation, molecular function: DNA-binding transcription factor activity; DNA binding. The record is from RefSeq and is a predicted model, not a curated record.